AUGAACAAUCAUGAUGAGAACGUGAACAAUGUGGCAACCAAUAAUGAUGAUGGACAUACCAACUACACUGAAGCCGUGAAUAUCGAUGGAGAUCAAGGUAGUGACAAUGAGCAUGCAAAUGGUCAUGAGGCGCAACACAACAACGUUCAUCGAGUACCAAGAAUGAGACGAGAGCGCAUUCACUACAAUGUAGCUAGAGAUUUCCAUGAAGAAAGGGGGGUCCAAGAUUUUCAAUUGCCCUCACCAAUAACAUGCCCAUACUGUACAUCAUUGUUAUUCCAUCGAGAGACCUUCAGUUUGUGUUGCAUGAAGGGAAAUAUUGAAUUAGCCCUAAUACAGUCUCCUCCUGAAAUGGUCCGGCUAUUUUCAGACCAAACUGAUGAGAGUAAAAAAUUCAGACAAAAUAUUAGAGCCUACAACAACGUGUUUGCAUUCACUUCAAUGGGUGUACAUCUUGAUGAAACAAUUAACGUCCAAGGUCGUGGACCUUAUACCUUUCGUGCUCAAGGUUCUAUAUAUCAUAAAAUCGGUGGUCUGGUACCGGCGGACGGGAGAAGACCAUGGUAUCUACAAGCUUAUAUAUAUGACACCGAGCAUGAGCUUCAGAAUCGAUUGUCUGAAAGUGAAGUUUUAGAGGGGGGUAUAGUGGAAAAAAUUCAACAGAUACUUAAUGAACACAAUCCCUUCGUUCAAACAUUUCGAAGUCUGGGACAACGUCAAGAUUUGCCUAAUUGCAAGCUCAUCAUAAGAGAACAACCUUCUGAUCGUCGCCAAUACAAUUUACCAACUGCAUCACAAGUUGCGGUUGUUAUUGUAGGAGGUGAUGACAUCAGUCCAAAUGGAAGAGAUUUCAUUGUACAAACAAUAAGCAAACGACUUCAUACCGUCAAAGACUUGGUUGGAUAUUAUGAUCCAAUGCAGUAUCCAUUAUUAUUGCCUUAUGGAACAUAUGGAUGGGACAUCAAUAGUCGUGGAAAUAACGGAAAGGAAAUGACAUGUUGCGACUACUACGCAUAUAUGUUACAGAUGCGCAAAGGUCAUGAAAAUCCUCUACAUAGAGGAGGGCGUCUCUUACAACAGUAUGUUGUAGAUAAUUAUGUAAAAAUUGAAUCACAAAAGCUCAGAUGGCUUCUUAAUAAUCAAGACAAAUUUCGGACAGAUGUUCGUCAGGGGCUUGAAGACUCUCUACAUUCAGGAGAAAACAAUGCAGGUAACGUUGGUCGUAGAACAAUUUUACCAUCAUCAUUUAUUGGAAGCCCACGUGACAUGUACCAGCGAUAUCAAGAUGCAAUGGCUUUGGUUCAAAAAUAUGGGAGGCCAGAUCUUUUUAUCACCAUGACAUGUAACCCAAAUUGGGAAGAAGUUAAAAGUCAACUGCUCCAAGGACAAGUGCCACAAGAUCGCCCUGAUCUGGUCACUAGGCUUAACAACCCUGAUGAAUAUGAUCGCAUUGUUAAAGCUGAAAUACCAGAUCAGAAUGAAGAGCCUCGACUAUAUGAUGCAGUGUGUACACAUAUGAUUCAUGGCCCAUGUGGACCUCUCAAUCCACGAAAAUCAUGUAUGAAAAAAGGCACUUGCAAUAAGGGUUACCCAAAAUCAUUUGCGAAUUUCACAGUGCAAGGCGAAGAUGCAUAUCCUGUGUAUCAAAGACGACCAAACCGACAACCAGUAUAUUUGCGUGGUCGAGGAAAUAUGACUGUGGAUAACCGCUGGGUGGUUCCCUACAACCCAUGGUUGUUAUUACGAUAUAAUUGUCACAUCAAUGUCGAAGUAUGCGGUAGUAUAAAGAGUGUCAAGUACUUAUAUAAGUAUAUCUACAAAGGUCCUGACAGAGUGUCACUUGAGGUGCAGUCCAACCCAGAGUUCGAUGAAAUUAGCCAAUUUGUUGAUGCAAGGUGGGUAUGCGCACCUAAAGCUCUAUAG
Fragaria vesca subsp. vesca is the source of this 1923-nucleotide messenger RNA. RefSeq lists its product as uncharacterized. Bases 1 to 1923 code for a protein of 640 amino acids. Lineage: Eukaryota; Viridiplantae; Streptophyta; Magnoliopsida; Rosales; Rosaceae. The record is from RefSeq and is a predicted model, not a curated record. The transcript is spliced from 4 exons.